Molecule: messenger RNA, 720 nt
Organism: Aspergillus steynii IBT 23096
Lineage: Eukaryota; Fungi; Ascomycota; Eurotiomycetes; Eurotiales; Aspergillaceae
Exons: 3
Coding region: 410-604 (64 amino acids)
Source: RefSeq, a predicted model, not a curated record
AUACGAAAGGACACAACUCAACAGAAAGACCAUGUCUUGAGGGAGGGGGGAGGAAGAAAAAGAAACUAAAGCAUUGGGUGGGAGGCGAAAGUGGUUUACAUCGGGUCUCUGAAUACGGCAGGGUGAUGCGCACGACAUCACCCGAGGGACGACGGUAGCUGAUGGGCAGAAGAUCGUUGCAAUCAUCUGAAUACUAUUGACGACACACGUAAGUCCGUCUGGGCGCAGUGGAGCGCUGAAUAGGAGACACCGAAUCCCCCUCCCUCCUGGCUGGCUAUUCAAGGACCCAGGCGAGAAGAUAAAUACCUCGGAACCUCCCAAGUAAACGCUUCAGAACAGAACUACUUGCUCAACGACGGUUCCUUCAAUCCUCCUUGCCUUUUACCGUUUCCUCUGUUUAGUCGCAAUAAUGCAGAUCUCUUUCCUCACCACCCUCACCCUCAUCGGCGCUGCCCUUGCUGUGCCCGGGGCGGACGCCAAACAAAAGACGAUCGCGAUCGGUGCCCCUUGUACGAAGGAUGGAAACAUGGGCGUUUGCGACAAGGGAGGCUUCUGCUUGCAAAAGGAAAACGCAAAGCAGGGCGUUUGCAAGCCGGCCAACUAGAUCAACCGCGACAACCCUCGAGAGGACUGCUGCAAAGCCACAUGCCAUCCUCUAAAGAGCCCCAAUGAAACCCAGGAUGGGGCCAUACUCCUGUACAGUACAUUGAUUCUAUUCAC